This is a messenger RNA of Drosophila subobscura, 2631 nucleotides long. RefSeq names its product probable ATP-dependent RNA helicase DDX23. The record is from RefSeq and is a predicted model, not a curated record. Gene Ontology annotation, molecular function: ATP binding; RNA helicase activity; RNA binding. Bases 20 to 2581 code for a protein of 853 amino acids. The transcript has 3 exons. NCBI's taxonomy places the organism in Eukaryota, Metazoa, Arthropoda, Insecta, Diptera, Drosophilidae. Gene Ontology annotation, cellular component: catalytic step 2 spliceosome. Gene Ontology annotation, biological process: mRNA splicing, via spliceosome.
GAAUUCAAUUUCACGAAUUAUGGUAAAUGAUAAAAAGCGUCGCUCGCGCUCGCGGGAACGUUUCAGGGACGAGCGUCAGCAACAGCAGAACGUUGGACAAAGGGAACGCGAGCGGGAACGACCACGCAACGACAGGGAGCCGCAACGUGGAGACAGACCAAGUGAUAGAGAGAGGGAGAGACGCCAGCGGCGUUCCCGUUCCCGUGAGGAUCGCAUCAGACGUCGCUCACCAGAUCGCCAGAGGCCCAGAGAUAACAAUGGGCCAGAUCGUGGUUCACGUGGUGAGCGCGGUGGCCCAGGGGGUGGACGCUCGGGAGAGCCGGAAAAGAGAGCCAAGCUGGAUGCGAGCGCCAGCACGGGCAAGCCAGACGGCAAGGAGGAUGAGGAAAUGCCCGAUGAGAAGCAGGACCACAAGCUAAAGAAGGAACCGCUCUCCCUGGAAGAGCUGCUGGACAAAAAGAAGCGCGAGGAGGAGGCCAGAGCCAAGCCUGUGUUCCUCACCAAGGAGCAGCGUGCCGCCGAGGCCAUUAAGCGUCGCCAGGAGGAGGUGGAGCGACUGCGUGCCGCUCAAGACGCCGCCCGAGAGCUAAUGUCAGCGCCCAGAGAGAUAAAUAUGUCCAUAGCCACAGCGCCAGCAACGGCAGCACCAUCGGCGCCCAUGCCACCGCCGCCGACGCGCCCAGAGAGACGUGAGCGUGGCAACAACAGAGGGGAUAGAGGAGGUGGCAACAACAACAACAACAGCAACAACAACAACAGUGGAAAUCAUGGCGGAGAUGGUGGGGGCGGUGGCGGAGGGGACCGCGAUAGGGACAACAAACGCGCCGAAGAUCUCACCCACAAGGACAAGGAAAAGGAGCUGGAGGCCAUACGCGAGCGUUACUUGGGCAUUGUCAAGAAGAAGCGACGCGUGCGUCGGCUCAACGAUCGCAAGUUCGUCUUCGACUGGGAUGCGGGCGAGGACACGUCCAUCGAUUACAACAAUCUGUACAAGGAGCGGCACCACGUGCAGUUCUUUGGUCGCGGCAACGUGGCGGGCAUCGACAUCAAGGAGCAGAAGCGCACGCAGAGUCAGUUCUAUGGGGAUCUGCUGGAGAAGCGGCGCACGGAGGCCGAGAAGGAGCAGGAGAAGGUGCGCUUGAAGAAGAUGAAGCGCAAGGAGGACAAGCAGAAGUGGGACGAUCGCCACUGGUCCGAGAAGGAGAACGAUGAGAUGACUGAGCGCGAUUGGCGCAUCUUCCGCGAGGACUACAACAUCACCAUCAAGGGCGGCCGCAUACCCAAUCCCAUACGCAGCUGGAACGAGUCCGGCUUCCCCCCGGAGAUCAUCGACAUCAUCGACAAGGUCGGCUACAAGGAGCCGACGCCCAUUCAGCGCCAGGCCAUACCCAUUGGCCUGCAGAAUCGCGACAUCAUUGGCGUGGCCGAGACGGGCUCCGGCAAGACGCUCGCCUUCCUCAUUCCCCUGCUCUCGUGGAUCCAGUCGCUGCCCAAGAUCGAGCGUCUCGAAGAUGUGGACCAGGGUCCGUAUGCCAUCAUCAUGGCGCCCACGCGUGAGCUGGCCCAACAGAUCGAGGAGGAGACCAUCAAGUUCGGCCAGCCGCUGGGCAUACGCACUGUGGUCGUGGUGGGCGGCCUGUCGCGCGAGGAGCAGGGCUUCCGCCUGCGUCUGGGCUGUGAGAUUGUCAUCGCCACGCCGGGUCGUCUCAUCGAUGUGCUGGAGAACCGCUACCUGGUGCUCAACCAGUGCACCUACAUCGUGCUCGACGAGGCCGAUCGCAUGAUAGACAUGGGCUUCGAGCCGGACGUGCAGAAGAUUCUCGAGUACAUGCCGGUGACCAAUCUCAAGCCGGACACCGAGGAGGCCGAGGAUGAGAACAAGCUGAUGGAGAACUUUUACACCAAGAAGAAGUACCGCCAAACGGUGAUGUUUACGGCUACGAUGCCGCCGGCGGUGGAGCGUCUGGCUCGCUCCUAUCUGCGACGUCCGUCGACCGUUUACAUUGGCUCUAUCGGCAAGCCAACGGAGCGCACGGAACAGAUCGUGUACAUGAUGGGCGAGAACGACAAGCGCAAGAAGCUCAUGGAGAUUCUGUCGCGCAAGAUCGAUCCGCCGGUCAUUAUAUUCGUCAACCAGAAGAAGGGCGCCGAUGUGCUGGCCAAGGGCCUGGAGAAGCUCGGCUACAACUCCUGCACGCUGCACGGUGGCAAGGGCCAGGAGCAGCGCGAGUACGCGCUGGCAGCGCUCAAGUCCGGCGCGAAGGAUAUUCUGGUGGCCACCGAUGUGGCUGGACGUGGUAUCGACAUCAAGGACGUCUCGCUGGUCAUCAACUACGACAUGGCCAAGUCCAUUGAGGACUACACGCAUCGCAUUGGUCGUACGGGUCGUGCGGGCAAGACGGGCUGCGCCAUUUCCUUUGUCACCAAGGACGACAGCGGCUUGUUCUACGACCUCAAGCAGUGCGUGACAGCCAGUCCGGUGUCCACUUGCCCACCCGAGCUGACCAAUCACCCAGAGGCGCAGCACAAGCCCGGCACAGUGGUGACCAAAAAGCGCAGAGAGGAGAAAAUAUUUGCCUAGGAAUUUGCGCAGAAUUUAUAAUAAUAAAGCGAGCGACUUGGGGGCCUCAA